This is a messenger RNA of Capsicum annuum, 2582 nucleotides long. RefSeq names its product beta-amyrin synthase. Lineage: Eukaryota; Viridiplantae; Streptophyta; Magnoliopsida; Solanales; Solanaceae. Gene Ontology annotation, biological process: triterpenoid biosynthetic process. Bases 94 to 2367 code for a protein of 757 amino acids. The transcript has 19 exons. Gene Ontology annotation, molecular function: beta-amyrin synthase activity. Gene Ontology annotation, cellular component: lipid droplet. The record is from RefSeq and is a predicted model, not a curated record.
UUUUGUAUAAAUAGUUGCAUACAUUCACUCACUUUUUCCACACAAUAAUUUCUUCUCUUUCAGCCAAACAAUUGGUAAAAUAGGAAUUUAAGAAUGUGGAAGUUAAACAUUGCAAAAGGAGCAGAUGGACCAUAUUUGUACAGCACAAACAACUAUGUCGGACGACAAACAUGGGAGUUUGAUCCAAAUGCUGGAACUGCAGAAGAACGGGCUGAGAUCGAACAGAUCCGUCAACAAUUUUGGAACAAUCGUAGUAAAGUCAAGCCUAGUAGCGAUCUUCUUUGGCGAAUGCAGUUUCUCAGAGAGAAGAAUUUCAAACAGAGAAUUCCAUCAGUAAAAAUAGAAGAAGGUGAAGAAAUUAGCCAUGAAGUGGCAACAACUGCACUGCGUAGAGCCGUUCAUUUCUUCUCAGCCUUGCAAGCUAGUGAUGGACAUUGGCCUGGUGAAAUUACUGGUCCUCUCUUCUUUCUUCCACCUCUCGUUAUGUGCAUGUAUAUCACUGGCCAUCUCAAUACUGUAUUCCCAGUCGAACAUCGUAAGGAAAUUCUUCGAUAUUUAUACUGUCACCAGAAUGAAGAUGGUGGAUGGGGUUUGCACAAAGAAGGUCAUAGUACUAUGUUCUGUACAUCUCUGAGUUACUUAUGCAUGAGGAUCCUUGGAGAAGGACCGGAUGGUGGCAAAAACAACGCCUGCACUAGAGCAAGGAAAUGGAUUCUUGAUCAUGGUAGUGUCACUGCGAUUCCUUCUUGGGGAAAAACAUGGCUCUCGAUUCUUGGAGUUUUUGAAUGGUUAGGAACCAAUCCAAUGCCACCUGAGUUUUGGAUUCUUCCUUCUUUUCUUCCAAUGCAUCCAGCAAAAAUGAUGUGUUACUGUCGAUUGGUCUACAUGCCAAUGUCUUAUCUCUAUGGGAAGAGAUUUGUUGGUCCAAUCACACCACUCAUUUUGCAAUUGAGGGAAGAAUUAUAUGAUCAACCAUACGAUGCCAUUAACUGGAAAAGAGUACGCCAUGUAUGUGCAAAGGAGGACCUCUACUAUCCUCAUCCAUGGGUUCAAGAUUUGAUAUGGGACAGCCUCUACAUAUGUGCAGAGCCUCUAUUGACUCAUUGGCCUUUCAACAAGCUGAGAAAUAAAGCUCUUCAAGUUACCAUGAAACAUAUACAUUAUGAAGACGAGAAUAGCCGAUACAUCACUAUUGGGUGUGUGGAAAAAGUAUUGUGUAUGCUUGCUUGUUGGGUUGAGGAUCCUAACAGCGAUUAUUUCAAAAAGCAUCUUGCUAGGCUCCCAGAUUAUUUAUGGGUAUCUGAAGAUGGAAUGAAAAUGCAGAGUUUCGGUAGUCAAACUUGGGAUACUAGCUUUUCUAUUCAAGCAUUAUUGGCCAGUGAGAUGAAUGAUGAGAUAUCAUAUACUCUUAGAAAAGGACAUGACUUCUUAAAAAAAUCUCAGGUGAAGGACAAUCCUUCUGGUGAUUUUAAAGGGAUGUAUCGGCAUAUCUCAAAGGGUUCAUGGACUCUUUCAGAUCAAGAUCAUGGAUGGCAAGUAUCUGAUACUACUGCUGAAGCAUUAAGGUGCUGCCUCCUCUUAUCUACAAUGCCUUCGGAGUUAGUUGGUGAGGCAAUGGAACCUGCACAACUGUAUGACUCGGUGGAUGUUAUUCUUUCCUUACAGAGCAAAAAUGGGGGUUUAUCCGCAUGGGAGCCUGCAGGGGCGUCAAAGUAUUUGGAGUUGCUCAAUCCUACUGAAUUUUUGGAGGACCUUGUCAUUGAGCAUGAGUAUGUUGAGUGUACAGGCUCGGCAAUCAAAGCACUUGAUUGUUUUAAGAAGCAAUAUCCUGGAUACCGAACCAAGGAGGUUGACAAUUUCAUUAAUAAUGCUGUUAAAUAUGUGGAAGACGUACAGAAGCCUGAUGGUUCAUGGUAUGGAUGCUGGGGUGUAUGCUUCACAUAUGCUUCGUGGUUUGCUCUUGAAGGGCUUGCUGCAGCAGGCAAGAGUUACAACAACUGUGCAGCUGUUCGUAAAGGUGUUGAAUUUCUGUUACGAAAACAAAGGUCUGAUGGUGGUUGGGGAGAAAGCUACCGUUCUUGUCCUGACAAGGUAUACAGAGAGCUUGAAACAGAUCACUCAAAUCUUGUACAGACUACAUGGGCAUUGAUGGGAUUGAUUCACUCUGGCCAGGUUCAUAGAGAUCCAAGGCCCCUCCACCGUGCGGCAAAGCUUUUGAUUAAUUCUCAGAUGGAAGAUGGUGGAUUCCCCCAGCAGGAAAUUACUGGGGUUUUCAUGAGGAAUUGCAUGAUACAUUAUUCAUCACACAGAAAUAUAUUUCCAUUGUGGGGUUUGGCAGAAUACCGCAAGAAUGUCUUAUUACAUUAAAAGACAACUAAAUAUAUAUAGAAUGCAACUUGGUCCUUAAGAAAUAAUAUAGUUUUAUUGUUUGUUGUGUUGCUGUAAGUGAUGUAACACUGUCUAAAAUCGUAGCCUAAGAUAUUAAUAUUUUGUAUAUGGGCAUAAUUUGUGAAUAAAUGAAAUUCUAAAAAGAAAAAAAAUAGUAUAAUUUUCUCCGGAAAGUAAUAUAUGUUUAGCGUCAA